This is a messenger RNA of Tetrahymena thermophila SB210, 1557 nucleotides long. RefSeq names its product MFS transporter. The transcript is spliced from 2 exons. NCBI's taxonomy places the organism in Eukaryota, Ciliophora, Oligohymenophorea, Hymenostomatida, Tetrahymenidae. Gene Ontology annotation, biological process: transmembrane transport. Gene Ontology annotation, molecular function: transmembrane transporter activity. The record is from RefSeq and is a predicted model, not a curated record.
AUGGUCUCUCUCAGUAUUCCUAAUCCUUUAAAUAAACUUUCUUUUAAGACGAGAGGCUAUAUUGCUUUGGCCUCUUCUUUUUUUUAGCACCUCAUCCUUGGCUCUUAUUAUGUAUGGGGAGGUAUUCUUACUUAUGUCACUUCUAGUCUAAGACACGAUGGCUAAUCAUACACAAAGUAAGAUGUUGCAAUGCUUGCUCCUUUUGUGACUCUUUCUCUUAACAUAGGUACUCCUUUUGGACCUAUUUUAGCAAAUAAAAUAGGAUUCAGACCUCUCAUGUUCAUUAAUUCUACUUUGAUGGGGUUAAGUGUGAUUGCGAGUUCAUACUUUGUCAACAAUUUUCCUGCUUUCGUUAUAUUAUACGGAGUCUUAUUUGGUUUACUUUCAGGUGCUCUAUAUAUGGUUCCUUUCAACACAUGUUACUUGUACUACCCAAACAGAAAAGGUCUAGUAGGAGGAGUUAUUACAGCAGGAUAUGCUCUUGGAUCAACUGCUUUGAUAUGGGUUAUGUUUGCAUUGAUUAACCCAGAAAACGAGAAACCAUCAGUCAAAAUAGAUGGUGAUACUUAUUUCAGUGCAGAAAUUUGUGAUAGACUUCCUUUCGCAUUAAGAAUUUUAGGAAUAAUUUAAAUUUUCAGUUUCUACAUAAGCACUCUUUUUCACCAAAGACCAAGUAAAGAAGAAAUUUAGGGAAUCAUGAAUUAAUCAAGUCCUAGUACAGCUCCUUACUUAUAACCUAAAUACUCUGUAGCAACUUAAAAUGGAUUACCUACUUAAAAUUAACUUAAUAAACAAGAAUCUGAAGCUACCAAAUUAAAUCAAUUACAAACAGAAGUUAAUCCUACUAGCAAUAUUAUUUCUACAGAUAUCCUUUAGGAAUAAUAAUUGGUUAUUCCUGAAUCCUAUUAUGAAUAUGAUACAAUAAAAGAGUGUUUAAAAACUAAAUUUAUAUAUAUGAGCAUAUUCUUGGCAGCCAUGUUUACAGUCUACGGGUCAAUAAUUACUUCCAAUUAUAAAAUUUUAGGUGAAAAAUCAUCUUACAGUGACUCUUUUUUAAAUGCCGCAGGCACAACUGGAUGUGUAGUUAACUGCAUUUCAAGAAUCUUUUGGGGUAAUCUUUUUGAAAAAUAUACUCUUCGCAGAAUAGCUACUGUAAAUCUUUCUUUCUAGAUUUUGUUGAGUGUUACUUUCUAUUGGUGCUCAAAAGUAGAACCUUUAUUUUUCAUAUAAAUUAUUCUAGCUUUCUUUGCUUUGGGAGGCUGGCUAUCUAUGCUACCUGCUUAGAUCGUUAGAGUUUAUGGAAGAAAAAUAGGAACAACAAUUUAUAGCGUAACAUUUGUUGGAUUCUCAAUUGCGUCCUUUUCAGCUUUCUUUAUCUUAAAAUCUGCCUCCAAAUCAGUAGGAUUCGCGUAUAUGUUUUAUAUUUUCACAGGAAUAUAGACAUUAGCUUUAAUUAUAGUUUAAUUUAUUGAUUUUAACGUUAAAUACAGGAAAAAACAAUUAAGUUAAGAAAUAUUAAACUAGUUUUAAUAAAAAUAAAAAGAAGUAAAAAUAUGA